Molecule: messenger RNA, 664 nt
Organism: Manis pentadactyla (Chinese pangolin)
Lineage: Eukaryota; Metazoa; Chordata; Mammalia; Pholidota; Manidae
Gene: PLA2G10
Product: phospholipase A2 group X
Exons: 4
Coding region: 2-634 (210 amino acids)
Biological process (GO): arachidonate secretion; lipid catabolic process; phospholipid metabolic process
Molecular function (GO): phospholipid binding; calcium ion binding
Source: RefSeq, a predicted model, not a curated record
GAUGCGGAGGGCCGGGCGGGAUUCGGCCCCUCGCGCUGCCCGCCCCGCAUCGGCUCCGCCCGGGCCCGCGCAGGGUGAGGCCGGGGGCGGGGCCCGGACGGGACUCGGGGGACGCGGACCGGCCGGCAGACCGCAGGGCACCUGCCACCAUCCGAUGGGGCCGCUGCCUCUGUGCGCGCCAAUAAUGCUACCGUUGCUGCUGAUGCUGGUACCCGGCCUGGAGCCCAGCGCAGCCUCCCAGAGGUCACAUGUCCACCGGCGUGGUCUCCUUGAAUUGGCAGGCACUAUGGAUUGCGUGGGAACUCGCAGCCCCAUAGCCUACAUUAACUAUGGCUGCUAUUGUGGCCUGGGCGGCCAUGGGCAGCCCCGGGACACCAUCGACUGGUGCUGCCAUCGCCAUGACUGCUGCUACACACGUGCUGAGGAGGCCGGCUGCGAGCCCAAGAUAGAACGCUACUCUUGGCAGUGUGUGGACCAGCGCAUCCUCUGUGGGCCAGCAGAGAACAAAUGCCAAGAACUCUUGUGCAAGUGUGACCAGGAGAUUGCUUACUGCUUAGCCCAAACAGAAUACAAUUUAAGGCACCUUCUCUACCCCCAUUUCUUAUGUGAGAAGGACUCACCCAAAUGCAGCUGACUAGCCCGAUUUGAAAUGUUCUUUUGCAUA